Messenger RNA from Closterium sp. Naga37s-1, 1617 nucleotides. The record is from the annotation of a GenBank genome assembly. Lineage: Eukaryota; Viridiplantae; Streptophyta; Zygnematophyceae; Desmidiales; Closteriaceae.
AUGAGCAGGGAAGAUGGGGUAGGAACUAUUUCAGCCCUGCUUUCUCCCUGCGAUGAGCAGGGAGCAGGGAGCUUGGAGCAGCAGCAGGUGGUGAGAGAGGAGGAGGAAGAAGCGGUGAGUGGUGGAGGGCAGUGUGGGGGAGGCACGAGACUGAAGCGGGCAGGGGAAUGGCUUCUGCAGGCGGACUUGACCUCCCCUGCGUAUGGCGCAGCUGAGGGUGGGGGGGCUGGGGGAGGGAAGGCUGGGGGAGGGAAGGCCGCGGGUGGGGUGGCUGGGGGUGGCUGGAGCUUGGUCGAGCGAGUCGCGGAUAGUGUCAACUUUCGCAAGGCCCUCUGCCAGCGUCGUCGCCGUGACCUGAGCACGGCCCUUCUCCUCUCGUUCGUCCUGCUCUCGUCUCUCCACGCGGCGAUGGCCUUCCGAUUCUCCGCGGGGCUCCGCGCGGACAAGCUGCGCGGGAUGAUGCGCGGAUGGGCGCAAGGCGGACGCUCGACCGGCCAGCAGCAACAACAGAGCACCGGAACGAGCGGAGGCGGAAUGGGCGGCAGCGGAAUGGGCGGCGGCGGAAUGGGCGGCGGCGUAAUUGGCGGGGGCCGAAUGGGCGGCGGCAUGGGCGGCGGCGGCAUGGGCGGCGGCGGAAUGGGCGGCGGCGGGAUGGGUGGCGGAAUGGGCGGCGGCGGUAUGGGCGGCGGCGGAAUGGGCGGCGGCGGGAUGGGUGGCGGAAUGGGCGGCGGUGGCAUGGGUGGCGGCGGAACGGGCGGCGGCGGAAAUGGCGGCGGCGGAAUGGGCGGCGGCAUGGGCGGACCCGGUUCCUCUGCUCCCAGAUCUCAGUCAGCCAUGGGUCCUGGGGGGAACAUGGGCGGCGGCGGAAUAAGUGGCGGCGGAAUGGGCGGCGGCGGAAUGGGUGGCGGCGGAAUCGGUGGCGGUGGAAUGGGCGGCGGCGGAAUGGGUGGUGGCGGAAUGGGUGGCGGUGGAAUGGGUGGCGGCGGGAUGGGCGGCAGCGGAUUGAGUGGCGGCGGAAUGGGCGGCGGCGGAAUGGGCGGCGGCAUGGGCGGACCUGGGUCCUCUGCUCCCGGGUCACAAUCAGCAAUGGGUCCUGGGGGAGGCAUGGUCGGAGGCAUGGGCGGCGGAGGCAUGGGCGGCGGCGGCAUGGGCGGAGGCGGCAUGGGUGGUAGCGGAACAGGCGGCGGUGGCAUGGGAGGGGGCAUGGGUGGACCUGGUUCCUCUGCUCCCGGAUCACAAGCAGCCAUGGGUCCUGGGGAAGGCAUGCGCGGCGGGGGUAUGGGCGGCGGAGGCAUGGGCGGCGGAGGCAUGGGCGGCGGAGGCAUGGGCGGCGGAGGCAUGGGCGGCGAAGGCAUGGGCAGCGGCGGCACGGGCAGCGGAGGCAUGGGCGGGUCAGGGUGGGUUGCUCCAGGGUCGCAGGCAGCACCCGGCCAGGGUGGACCUGGGAUGGGCGGAGGGAUGGGCGGAGGGAUGGGCGGAGGGAUGGGUGGAGGGAUGGGUGGAGGGAUGGGUGGAGGGAUGGGUGGAAGGAUGGGUGGAGGGAUGGGUGGAGGGAUGGGUGGAGGGAUGCGAGGGCCUGGGGCAAACAUGGGAGGCGGCAUGGGCGGACCACAGUAG